This is a messenger RNA of Aspergillus heteromorphus CBS 117.55, 1575 nucleotides long. RefSeq lists its product as uncharacterized. Gene Ontology annotation, biological process: positive regulation of transcription by RNA polymerase II. Gene Ontology annotation, molecular function: DNA-binding transcription factor activity; transcription cis-regulatory region binding. The record is from RefSeq and is a predicted model, not a curated record. Gene Ontology annotation, cellular component: nucleus. Lineage: Eukaryota; Fungi; Ascomycota; Eurotiomycetes; Eurotiales; Aspergillaceae. The transcript has 7 exons. The annotation marks the transcript as partial.
GAUAGGACCGGAUCCUCGUGCUUGCGAUGCCAGCGAUCAGGUCGACAAUGUGUUCCGGCACCUUCGAAGACGGAGGAGGUCACUUUCCGACACGGCCAGAACCCGUCGCUGCGGCCCAACGGGCCUCCCCGAUACGGAGAGAGCGACCUUGUAUUUCCGGCUGACCAGGUGUGGGUUGAGAUGCCUGUCCAAGUUGCGUUUGAGGAUGAGACGGACCGUACAGCAGCAGAAUAUCACAUCGUUCCGGUGGGCGCCUCACCACUCUUCGCUACAAAAGCACCAGCAAGUCGGCCUUCGUCCUCCUCCUUGGCAGCGCAACCGGUGUCGCAGCUGGUGUCUACCCUGAAGGACGCCGCCCCCCCACGAACAAUUCCUUCUCCGCGUCCUGCUCCCGGCGAUCUGGUUUUCGCAUUUGAUGAUUUUGGCGAUUCACAGAAGGUGAAAAGGCUUAACGAGGCUUUCCUUCUUCGACACUUCCGGAAAAUGCUUGGCCCAUGGCUGGAUAUUUGCGAUCACGAAAGGCAUUUUUCGGUUGAUGUGGUUGAACGAGCGCCCGAAAACCCCCUCCUAUUGUACGCAUGUUUGGCGACAGCAGCUCGUCACCUUUCCCACACAAACCAUACCGUCCCACCAAAUACCGCGGACGAAUACCAUGAACGAUGCAUCGGGAUACUUCUGCCCGUCCUGGAGAACAGAGAGGUGGAAAUCGGCAUUGAUAUUCUUCUUGCAUCAACCGUCAUACUACGAUUCUUUGAGCAAAUUUCCUCCCAUAGCCCGUCGAAUGACCUCCAGCGGCACCUCUUAGCCGGCUCAGUAUACAUCAGCUCUCAAGUCGAAUGCGCGACUUUGGGCGGGCUUGCUGAGGCAUCCUUUUGGGUGUUUGUCAUGCAAGACAUCCAGCUCGCAUUGGCUUAUCAGAAACCUCUGCGCUUGACGCUGAGGCCGUUUGCAGAGAAGCUGUAUCACCUAUGGGAGCAUAAACCGACACAGACACAGACAGAGCGAGACUGGACGCAUCGAGCCAUCUGGCUUCUUGCGGAAACCAUCAAUCACUGCUACGGGGUAAACCAGUCGCUUCAUAUAGAGGUGAUCGACAUGGUAGCCCUGAAACGGAGGAUUCGUCAGUGGGAAAUAGAAAAACCGGACAGCUUCCGGCCGUUGCAUUACUCGACCGCAGAUCCAAGAAUCGGGAGACCAUUUCCUGUGGUUUGGUUCACCAAGCCCCUUCAAGCUACGGCUGUACAGCACAUUUGCAUGGCGAAGGCUCUGGUCCUCCAGCACGAGAUGAGAGCCUUGUACUCGUCUCCGCGGGCACGGCAGGACAUGCGGACAAUUGAGGGUAAUAUUAUGCGGAGCCUAGACAUCCUCUUUGGCAUCGCGCUGUCGGUGGAUGAUGAAACGCCGUUGCGCAUCAUGGCCUGCCAUGCACUGUGUGCCUGUGGCUCUUGGAUCCGUGACCCACUGGCUCAGACAUGUCUGCUGGACCUGCUCCGACGAACGGAGGGUGAGAAUGGAUGGCCGUGGGCAUUCGUGGUUCAGAAGCUAAGCCAGGACUGGGGCUUGACGGCAAGAUAG